This is a messenger RNA of Moneuplotes crassus, 1713 nucleotides long. The record is from the annotation of a GenBank genome assembly. Lineage: Eukaryota; Ciliophora; Spirotrichea; Euplotida; Euplotidae.
AUGGACGAAGUUUUAGAAAUCCAUCGUAUCGCUAAGGAAAAUUUGGAAAGCGGCAAAGUUGAGAGCAACAUGGAAUACGCUGACCAGAUUUACUCGAGUCAAAGAGUCAACGUUGAUAAAUAAAGUGAAGAAAAUCUCUGAUUACUUCGCAUCGAAACGAUUCAAUGUAAACACAGUCGAUCCCUCAUUUAAUCAGAUGUUGGAGAUUAUCGAUGCUGAAAAGAAGGUCGAUGAAAAAUAAGAAAUUAAUCGACGAAGCUGCAAGGCUUAAGUUUAAAAUCGCUGUUAGGGAAAACCAAGAAGAAGCUGCUUAUGACCCCCUGAACAUCUACCUUGAUGAUAACCUAACUGACAAGGAAAAGGAGAUCAAGAAGAUGAAGAAAUUAAUAGGAAACCAGAAAGCUUUCUAUCAAUAUAAGAAAAGAGGCUCUCUUAUGAGAGAUAAGGAUUAUUUAAAAAUCCAAAAUAGGAUCAAACAACGCCAGAUGCUUGAAACCAUCAAGAAGAACCUCUCUCAAGGUAGACGAAGACACUUGGUUAGCUCUCUCAUUGAGGAAGAUAAAAAGGUCAUUCACUCUCACCAAUCUAUGAAUUUACAAUUUGAUAAGGACAACAUCGGACUUUUUACAGAUUUAAGGAGUAUUGAUAGGGAGAAGAAGUCUAAGGCAGAGAAAACUCCGAAAGUCAGAAAUGUUUCAACAUCUCUUUACCCCAGACCAGCUAGGACAUCGAAAUUGAAGGUUACGAAUAGCUUAGUCAAGAUCAAGGAUGAGUCCAACGGGAUCAGAGCGGUCUCUAGUUCUGGAGUGAAGACAAUUUCUCCUGCCCUUUCCACUAACACGAGCAGGAAGAAUUACGAAGGCAAUUAUAUUAGUUUCGAUAGCCAUCUUUCUCGUAAGAAGACAGUGUGCGACUCUAUUGCAGAGAGAAUACCUCGGAAAAAAAUUAAACAGAUAAAUAUGCCAACUUUUGGUCAAAGGAAAAAGACCCAUAACCACACUAUGAGGAACUAUCAAAAGAGCUCAAUGGCUAAUGCUCCAGGCAUUAAUAGUUUUGCCAAACAUAGGAACAGCAUUAAUGUGGCCUCUGACUUGAAACCGGAACAUAUAAAGUUUAAGUAGACCCACUUUCCAAGGGCGAAGGGAGAAGAAAUGGGUUGCCAAAGAGAAGUUCGUUCAUGAUUCGUCCAACUUUGAUAGUAUCUUCACGAAACAAAGGUCACCAAACAAUCUCUCCCCCAAGAAGGUGAGAUUCUCAAGUCAAGAAGAGCCGAAUAGUGAACUUAAGCCUCUAGUCAGGAAAUCUCCCUUGGUCCUACGUAAGCAGAAGUCAAUCAAGAAAAGUAAAAAGUGUGUAAAACAAGUCAAGACUAAGAUCAAGGACCUGAUCGAUAAGUGAAGGUUUGCGGAAGAAAAUGAUGAGUAUAACCAAUGUCAAAAAUAUGACUGUGAUAUAUACCUUGAGGACCUCAAACAUCAAGAACUCUCAGCUACUUUAGAGAUAAUGCAGAAUAUAGAAUUUGCAGAAGCAGGUACUCUCUAUAAGUUGUUUGAGCACCAAUAUAAGAACAAGCAGCAGGAGCUUAACAGAGCAAUAGAAGUGAAUAAGGAAUACCGAUCAGGGAUCAUGGAUCCUUCCAGAGAUGUAGCCCAGCAUGAAAGACAGGCUGCUAUUAAAAAGAAAAUUAUCGCACAGAAAUCCUCCCUUGGUUAA